Molecule: messenger RNA, 1039 nt
Organism: Oreochromis aureus
Lineage: Eukaryota; Metazoa; Chordata; Actinopteri; Cichliformes; Cichlidae
Exons: 7
Coding region: 58-768 (236 amino acids)
Source: RefSeq, a predicted model, not a curated record
GACUUCACUGGUUGGUCCCAGAGUGUCAGAGACUCGUCCUCAGACAGACGCACACAGAUGGCAGAUCCAGGCUCUCAGCCUCCAGCUGAAACUUCCAGUCCUCCCCCAGCCAGAAGCUCUGACGCUGGGCUGAGAGACUUUGAUCCUUCCCUGGAUCCAGAAGUCCAGGAGGGAGAAGGAGAACAGGACCUCCUUCCUGAUCUGGAGAGGCCUGAGAGAAAGAAAGAUGGAGCAGACAGAGCUUUGAACAAACCUCCUGAGCUUCACCUCCACAAAGGUGUGACAGGUGAAGGACACCGGCGAAUAGGAGGACAGAACCUGAGAGCCAUUAGUCACAUGACUCCAGCUGCUGCCGCCUCACCAACCACUGGCCCCUCGGUGUCUGGUAAAAGGACGAUGCUGCUGUCCAAUGAGGCGAGGAGAGAAGUAGCCAAACAGGCGAGAGCCGCGAAGGAGGAACGGCGGGCAGCUCUGGAUGCCCGACAUAAAUACCUGAUGAGCAGGCUGGCAGACGCCGGCAGCCUGGAGGAGGCGGCGGUGGAAGACGCCAUGGUCUCUGAUGACAGAUUCAGUCUGAUCCAUGAAUUCUUUGCUGCAAACGGAUCCAAGAAGCUGAUUUUCUUCUAUCAGGAUGUCAAACAGAGUCUGUCCUCCCGUCAGUCUUCCUCUGUGGACGCAUCAAACUCAGCUGUGGCUCAGAGGAAACUCUUCCUCACUACGGGGAACUCUGAGGUGAUUAAAGUCUCUGAGCAAACACUGGAUGACUGACAGCUGCAGGCUGAACAUCAGGAGGUCGAGAGGCCGAAGUCUGAGGAGCUCAAAGCUCCACAAACACUUAUUCACAGAGAAAAGGACUACAAACAUGGAGGAGCACAACUCCAAACAUGAGCUAAAGGCUACAUGCUAAUAAAAUUUCCCCAUGAUGUGGUUUUAACAGGAUCAUGAAUGAUGAAGUAUUUAAAGUCAGUUCCAGCCUGAGUCAGUGCCGUGUUGGCAGCUCUGAUAUGCAGAAACUUUCAAACAUGGGACAGGAAUAAAA